AUGCGUUUGAAAAAUACAAAUCUUCUUCUCUGCUUAGCUGCACUUGGAAGUGUACCCAAAGCUUUUGGUCGAGCAUUUCCCAACUCUGAAGUCGAGUCGUUUGGUGGAAAUCGCGCUCACGGCCCACCUGUUCAAACAAGAGCCCAUUCGCGCGAGGGAGUCUCUUCUGUCUAUAAUAGAGACGACUAUGGCAAUGAUGGGUCGAGGAUCUGGCGCAGAGGUGCUUGCAUUUCCACCACUUCCGGAGAUAUUGUCGAAGACGAACCCGAGGCUGAAUGUUCGAGUUUUCCGGUAGAAGGGUUUGAUGAAAUGACUCCUGAGGAGGUUAAAGCACGAGGAAUAAAGGGUCUUGAGCUUGCAUCUAAUCCAAAACAAGGCUUCAAUUACCAGACAGCCUUGGAGAGCAACUACCUUAUCCUAGAGGACAACCAUGCCGAGCAGGAAAACCUGGAUGGCUAUAGACUUAGAACCAAAAGAGUUCAGUAUAUAUAUGGCUGUCAUUUUUUUCGAAAUUAUGGAUUCUCCGAUAGGGGAUGGAAGACAUACAAUGUCUACUCUGAGAAUAAUGUCAUUCUUGCUGUUGCCAGAAUAAGCGUUGGGAAAGCAACAAAGGAUGGCAAAGAUUAUGUAGCUAUCAUUGCUCAUGAUCGGUUUGCACGUUACGAUGCCAAUCGCUACGUAAUGGACUCAUUUGGUUUUUCUGCUCUUGAUGAAACGGGACAGAGGAUACCCCAGGAGAAUGUUAGGAUCAAUGCUGUUCCGGUUUCUCAGCUCGUCUAUGUCGCCGCUAAGGCAACAGGCAUGCUCGAUAGCAAGCCUGAAAAGUUCUUCUUCAUCUCCGAAGCUAUUACCAACAGACAGACGGGUAGAGACAUAGAUACAGCAAUACAGACGAUGGAGACUAUCGUCGGAGAAAAGCUAUGGCAUGUCCUAAAGAAGGACGGCCCUGGGGUUGAAGGAGAGAUGUUCAAACUCCUCUGUGGUAAUGAUAACAAUUACUCUUUCCUCAAUACAAUCGGACGUAACGCCCAGACGUUUAGAGGAUAUGAUGUUACCAGUAUGGAGAUUGGCGAGACGGAUGUCAUUAUGAUUCUAGAGAUCACCAAGAGGACUAUAUAG
Messenger RNA from Hymenoscyphus albidus, 1119 nucleotides. Lineage: Eukaryota; Fungi; Ascomycota; Leotiomycetes; Helotiales; Helotiaceae. The record is from the annotation of a GenBank genome assembly.